CUCCUCCCAGUUGGCUGGGAGUUUUCUAGCAACUGUUGCCCGGUGAGGCAGCGCCAUAGCCACGGUAGUCGUGGCGACUGUAACCCACCAACAACAAGCUCUCGCUUCAUCAUUACCACCUCCUCCACCAUCCUCAUACUCACCCGCCGCUCCACAAGCAGGCGCCAUGCAGACCCCCGAAGCAGGCGCUGACUCCACCUCCACCGUCCCUAUUCAGACCAGCGUGCCUGUCCAGCCGGCCGGUUCAACCCAGCAGCUGCCUGUCCAGCAACAGGUAACGCCUUCACCGUCGCAAAGUCGUUUAACCUCGGAAUCUUUAAUGCCUUUCUCGGCCAUUGCAUUCCAGACGCAGACAGUUCAACAGGUCCAGCAUGUUUACCCAGCGCAGGUGCAGUACGUGGAAGAAAACAGCGGCGUCUACACCAACGGCAACAUAAGAACCUACUCGUACUCGGAGCCGCAGCUAUACAGCCAGAACAGCGGCGGGAGCUACUUUGACACGCAAGGGAGCUCGUCCCAAGUGUCCACGGUGGUCACCGCCCACGGGAUGGCCAAUAACAGCGGCGGCGGGGGGAACGGAGGCAUGAGCAUGGGCCUGGCGGGGGCUCAGGUAAUCGGUAGCGGUUCCGGGGCCUACCUCAUGGACAACGCCGCCGCCCACCCUGCUGCCCAGACUGCACGAGCCUCCCCGGCGACUAUUGAAAUGGCGAUUGAGACGCUCCAAAAAUCGGAGGGUUUAUCCAGUCAGAGAAGCUCGCUGCUCAACAGCCAUCUGCAGUGGCUGCUGGACAACUACGAAACAGCAGAAGGUGUGAGUCUCCCGCGAUCCACCCUCUACAAUCACUACCUGCGCCACUGCCAGGAGCAGAAACUGGACCCGGUCAACGCAGCGUCCUUCGGCAAACUCAUUCGCUCCAUCUUCAUGGGACUCCGCACGAGGCGCCUCGGGACGAGGGGGAACUCCAAAUACCAUUACUAUGGUAUCCGCGUCAAGCCCGACUCCCCGCUCAACAGACUCCAGGAGGACAUGCAGUAUAUGGCUCUCAGGCAGCAACCCGUUCAGCAGAAACAGAGGUUCAAACCAGUGCCCAAGUUUGACACCAGCCCCACAGAGAACUACUCCAGCGGGGGUCAAAACCAGCCAGGGGCAGCAGAGCAGACAGUCAUCGCACAGAGUCAGCACCACCAGCAGUUUUUGGAUGCAUCGCGGGCACUCCCCGACUUUGCGGAGUUGGACCUGGGGCAGAGCAAUCCGGAGAACAUCAGCACUGAGGACGUCAAGGCUCUCCAAUCACUUUACAGGGAGCACUGUGAGGCUAUCCUGGACGUGGUCAUCAACCUGCAGUUUAGUCUCAUUGAAAAGCUUUGGCAAACGUUUUGGCGUUACACUCCGCCCGACACCGUAGAGGGCGCCACUAUAACGGAAAACAGCAGCGUAAGUGAGAUUGAAGCCCGACUCCCGCAGCCGCGGCUGAUGGCGCUGUGCAGACACGAAGCCGUGCUCAAGUGGAUGAGCACCUGCGACCAUCUGAUGUACCAGGCCCUUGUGGAGAUCCUCAUCCCCGAUGUCCUGAGACCCAUUCCCAGUGCCUUGACUCAAGCCAUUCGUAAUUUUGCCAAAAGCCUGGAAAGCUGGCUCAAUAAUGCCAUGAAUGCGAUUCCGCAGAGGAUGAUCCAGACCAAGGUUGCCGCUGUUAGUGCCUUUGCGCAAACCCUACGCAGAUACACAUCUUUGAACCACCUGGCUCAAGCGGCACGCGCCGUGUUGCAAAACACGUCGCAGAUCAACCAGAUGCUAAGCGACCUCAACCGGGUCGACUUUGCCAACGUACAGGAGCAAGCCUCGUGGGUGUGCCAGUGCGAGGAGGGCAUGGUGCAGCACUUGGAGCAGGACUUCAAGGCUACCCUACAGCAGCAAAGCUCCCUGGAGCAGUGGGCGGCCUGGCUGGACAACGUGGUCACGCAAGUACUGAAGCCCUACGAGCAGCGGCCCAGUUUCCCCAAGGCGGCCCGGCAGUUCCUACUCAAGUGGUCCUUCUACAGUUCGAUGGUCAUUCGGGACCUGACCCUGCGCAGUGCCGCAAGCUUUGGUUCUUUCCACCUGAUCCGCCUGCUCUACGACGAGUACAUGUUCUACCUGGUGGAGCAUCGAGUGGCCCAAGCUACCGGAGAGACUCCCAUCGGAGUCAUGGGCGAGUUUGACAGCCUGAACAGCCUGUCGCUUACAAACGUCGAUAAAGAUGAAACGAGCGGCAUGGACAGCGAUUUAGACGAGGAGCCCGAGGAAUCCGGGGAACCUCUGGCCAAACGCGAAAAGUCGGAGCACGAGGUGAUCCAGGUGAUCCAGGUGGGCGCCCUGGAGGACGGAUCCCAUCCGGUAGUUGGCGUGGUCCAGCCCAACAUCCUCCACUCCCUCCCUCAGUCUCCGCGGGACCACAGCGAGCACAUUCUGACCCCCUCGGCCGGCACCCCCACCAUCCGCCACUGCAGCGCUACGGGCAACACCUACGCCUCGGUUUGAUGCCGACAUAUCCGUCAACCGCCACGUUUACAUCUGUCUUUCUGCACUCGAGUCCGACAACGGAUCGAUGCGGUUUUCCCGUAUCCGUUCUGAAUGCUGCGUCCUCCCUCGAGCCUUUUCGUAAUUUGCUAAAGGAGGGGGACCACAUGAAACACAGGGUCUUACGAAAAUCGACUGUCCACUACUGAUGUCUACGAGCUCAAACGAGGCCCACUGUAUAUAGAUUUCCUUCUAAUUAGUACAACCCAAAAAACUCAUGGUGCUAUCAUUGUGGUCUGUUAAACUAGAAGACGUUCUCUCAAUGUUUCCCAAUCUUUUACUGAGCCAGGGCAUAUACAGUACACACUCUGAAAAAAAAAAAAUGUUUGGGAUAUUCAACUUUUUGGGUGAAACUUCAGGAUGAACUUAAAACACUCCCUAACCUGUCUAGGUGAAUUUAAUUUUGAGUAACAUUUUAAUUUAUACAAGUCGCACCCGAGUAUAAGUUGCAGGACCAGCCAAAACUGUCAUUUGCAAUUAUUCUGCCUGACAUUCAGAUAAAAGUUUUGUUUGUUUUUUCAUCCAUAAUUAUCGAAACAUUACCUGAAACUUAAUUUCCCGCGGCACGCUGCGUUUGGGAAUCACUGAGUUAUCGUGACUGACUAUUUUCAGAGGAUUGUAUGUAGCCGUACGUGCGGAGUUUGACCAGCGGUAGCCUUUGUAUCACUAGCUGCAUCGUCAAGAUUUUUCACCCCCAAUGUGAGACGGACCCCCCUCCACGAGGAAUAUGUGCGCUGCUGCUACUCCUGUAAAUAGAAGCGAUACCAUUAGGCCGACCUGGUUGUACAAACCCCAACAUCCUUACCGCUAAACUAUUAUGCACUCGGAACGUAACGUUUGCCUUUGUCCAUGUAAUCAUGAAAUCAGCCUUUUGGACACAUGACCCCCCGCACCCUGACCCCCGUCCGUUCCUCUUUUUAGCAGUUUUCUGUCUCAAUCAAAUCUCUCGCAAAAAGGACCAAAAAAAAAAAAAUGUAAACAAGAGGUAACUGAGGGAGAGCCAAUCGUCGUUGUGCCAUGUCACAGAGCAGAAGGAAUGUCAGGGAUUUACUGUACCUCGGCUUUAUCACAGUGCCUUAUCCUAACAAGCAGCUCUUCUUCGAGUGCACACACACACACCAUCCAGCCAGCCGCUUUUAUUUUUAUUCCCCUACAUUUUAGUUUGGCGCCUCCCUGUCCACAGAGAAGUCUUUUGGAUUUGGGCCGUAUUGACUGAGGGGAUGCCGCCACUUUUGCUUUGGUCCGGAUUAGCCCAGCUAAGCUUUUUAAUUCUCUCAAUCGCAUCACACUGUUUAGCCUUUCGCUCCUAUUCCGGCUCAGUUUGCCAGGCCUGCUCCUGCCCUCCCUCGCUCCUGCUAUCUUUUGGGGUAUAUCACAAGGAUUUGGACAAUUUAAAACGAAAAAUGAUUCCAUUAAUUUGGAUAAUAGAUGACACCUCAACCUCCCGCUGCGCUCUAUCGGCAUUCACCACCUCUCCUCUUGUCCUAACAACUGCUUGUGCUUUUAUUUCUCGCUCCCACUCUGCCUUGUUGUUGUUCUGUUUUUUUUUUUUUUUUUACCCGCGUGUUGUUGGAACACAUCCAUCAGUCACCCUACCUCAAGCCAGUGGUGCCAGCCCCCCCUACACUCCUUUCACACCUGCAGCACUGUCUGUCCAAACCUUAUUGCACACGCUCAAAAAAGAAAAAAAAAAUGUUGCCUACUGUACCGCACAAAACCUGCUUUUUGCUUUCCUCGCACAUUUUCAUUUCCGUUUUUACGCCCAACAAACCCCCUCGGAACCCAAACCCUUCAUCUUUGUACACUACGGACCAAAAGUAGAUAUUUUCUGAUAUUCAAAGAGAUAUAUAAAUAACAUAGAUCGAAAUGUAUAGUCUAUAUAUAAAUAUAUAAAUACAAUGCUUCUACACUACAUAUACGUGUUGCUUUCUGAUUGUGGACGUAGCUGUGUGAAGUGGACUGAAAAGGGAAAAAAUAAAAAGGCACGUGGACUG
Messenger RNA from Syngnathus typhle (broad-nosed pipefish), 4554 nucleotides. It is a transcript of the gene rfx3, whose product is annotated as regulatory factor X, 3 (influences HLA class II expression). The transcript is spliced from 16 exons. Lineage: Eukaryota; Metazoa; Chordata; Actinopteri; Syngnathiformes; Syngnathidae. The coding region runs from base 167 to 2521 and encodes 784 amino acids. Gene Ontology annotation, cellular component: nucleus. Gene Ontology annotation, biological process: regulation of transcription by RNA polymerase II. The record is from RefSeq and is a predicted model, not a curated record. Gene Ontology annotation, molecular function: RNA polymerase II cis-regulatory region sequence-specific DNA binding; DNA-binding transcription factor activity, RNA polymerase II-specific.